Callorhinchus milii (elephant shark) is the source of this 2627-nucleotide messenger RNA. RefSeq names its product carnosine N-methyltransferase 1 (gene carnmt1). The record is from RefSeq and is a predicted model, not a curated record. The transcript has 8 exons. Gene Ontology annotation, molecular function: S-adenosylmethionine-dependent methyltransferase activity. Lineage: Eukaryota; Metazoa; Chordata; Chondrichthyes; Chimaeriformes; Callorhinchidae. The coding region runs from base 205 to 1365 and encodes 386 amino acids.
UCGCUGUGUGGCCUCCAGUCCAUUGGGGGUCGCUGUGUGGCCUCCAGUCCAUUGGGGGUCGCUGUGUGGCCUCCAGUCCAUUAGGGGUCGCUGUGUGGUUUCUCCCCCAGUGGUGGCCUCCGAGGUGCGGGGGGUUUCCUGGCGGCGGCUCCAGCCACAGAGAGACAGUAACGCACAGUGAGAGGGACACGUACUGAAGCCGCGAUGGAGACCGAGGCGGAGAGCAGACCCCGGGCCCAUCACAGCCCGGAGGAGGAGGAGCGGUUGGAGAAGGAUCAUUUCUGGAAAAUCAUCAACGCCUUUAGAUACUACAGGAUAUAUGCUCAUGAAAGGGUAACCCGUUCCGAAAAACAAUUUAGAUCUCUUUCAGCAUCUCACCGCAAGCUGCUUCCUAACUUCCUCCCCCACGUGAACAAAUUGAGGGAAUGCAUCGAACAUAAUUAUGAGAUCCUGAAAGCGAUCAUUAACAACUGCAACCAUAUGUUUGAAAAUAAGGAGUAUGGAGAGAUUGACAUUGAGGGUGAUUUGGGACCAUUAAAACCAGCGUCCACUUUUGACAUGGAUAAAUUGAAGUCCACCAUCAAGCAGUUUGUGCGAGACUGGAGCGCGGAUGGCCAAGCAGAACGGGAUACCUGUUAUCAACCAAUCAUUGAUGAAAUCCUAAACUUUUUCUCUUUGGAUAAAUGCAAUCCUGCUGAUGUUAGCGUGCUCGUACCAGGAGCAGGACUUGGAAGACUUGCGUGGGAGAUUGCCAGACUAGGCUUUAACUGCCAGGGUAACGAGUGGAGUCUAUUUAUGCUCUUCUCUUCACAUUUUGUACUUAACAGAUGUCCUGGAGUUAACACAAUGACACUUUAUCCCUGGAUCCAUCAGUUUAGUAACAACAAGAGAUCAGCUGAUCAGAUUCGACCAGUGUAUUUCCCUGACGUUAAUCCUCAUAGUCUUCCAUCUUAUGCAAACUUUUCUAUGACAGCAGGAGACUUUCAGGAGAUAUAUGUGGAACCAAAUACGUGGGACUGUGUAGCAACAUGUUUCUUUAUUGACACAGCGCAUAAUGUUGUUGAUUACAUUGACACAAUAUGGAAAAUUCUGAAGUUUGGAGGAAUCUGGAUAAAUCUCGGUCCUUUGCUGUACCAUUUUGAAAAUAUGGCAAAUGAAAACUCAAUAGAACUGAGUUACGAAGACAUCAGGCAUGUCAUUGUUCAAUAUGGAUUUCAAUUAGAGAUGGAAAAGAACUCUGUAGCAUCCACAUACACAGAAAAUGACCAAUCCAUGUUAAAAUACCUUUAUGACUGUGUCUUCUUUGUAGCCAGAAAGCCAAAACACUCAUCCAACCUGAAUGGUUUUCCACCAACAAAUUGUUGAGAAAGGAAACUUUCAUCUCUUCUGGGGGAGAACAGACAGUAUAUAAAGCUGGUGAAGAAGGAGUUACUUGGGAGUCAGAACAAUAUAAAUGACUUGGACUACUCUGCUCCAGUCGUGCCUUUUUCUUUUUAAAAUCGACUUCAGGAAAUUCAAAACUUCCAGUGGUUCAGUGGAUGCCUACGAAUGUGCAAUGAAAUGAGGAAUGAUUAUUGUGAUGGGCGAACAGAGAAAAGCUAAACAAGAGAAACUGGUCCCCAAGAUAUAAAUGUCAAUUAGUUGUAGUAAGAAUGCAAAAAUAUUUGCAAUUCUGGGCUUUGCAUAUAAUGGCCACGGUGGUGUUUUUGGACUGUCAUUAAGCCAUGGUAGCUGAUAAGCUACUGCCUCUCAAGCCAAUUUGUUUUCAUGAGUUUAUAAUUCUUUACACAAGUAUUUAAAAACAAGGUUUGUUGUUGUGUUCUCUCUACACUUCACUGACCUAAAUCUUACUGUAUCAGAUGAAUGUUUUGUAAAAAUACCACUAUGCAUUUUCAGACUUUUUUAACAUGAUGAGUGAAAUGUUAAGACUUUAUCAAUGGAUUAGGAGCUCAUUCAGUAUCUUUGUAUGAGCUUUUUUUUAGCAAGAAAUCUUUUGGCAUAUCAAUGCACUGUUACAAAGUGAUAUUGUGAAGACUGGGGAAUAUCACACAGCACCAAGAACUAGGGAGAUCAUCAUCAAUGCUGUGGUAGGCUAAAACAAUGUAACACAACACCCCAGAAUGUGCUGUUUUGUAUUGCUGCUGGGCACUAUGGUCAUCUGUAUUGAAACUGCUGCCAUCACAUCAAACAGAAUCCACUUUCAAUAUCCUUCUAUUUUAUUUAUAUCAGUGCAGUAUUAAUCCCUAAAGAGUAUUUUUUUUUAAAAAUCUCUUAGCAAUAAUGAACUGAAAAGAUAUAUAUCAAGACUUUUUUUAAACUAGACAAUAAUCUGUUUUAGCACUUCAUAAAAUCCUUGAUAUAUACAGUACUUGACUUAAUGUUCGUUAUUGCUUAUUCAACAUUUGUUGCUCAUACUUUUUACCAGUAUGUGACCGAUAUAUACAGGAUAUGCUGUUCACUUGUAACAUAGUACAAUAAAACCCUGGUGUUCAAAUCGCAUGGCACAAUCGUGUCUCUGUUACACAAUACAAGAUUUGAUUGUGAAAAAUCCUUUUUGUCUGUCACGAUGCCUAGAUGCAGCUAAGUAAAAUUGAGAAGCAGAAUAAAAUUGCCCUCAUUAACUUGUA